AUGAUGAAUGCGGGGAAGAAAGGGGUAGCUAGUAGGGGACGAAAACUAGAAUUACCCAAAAAGACAAACAAUGGAAAAUCAUAUAAGAAUGACAGAAGUGAUGAUGAUUUUGUUGAGAGGAAAAAUAAGAUGGAUUCUGAAAAGAAUGAAAAGAAAAUGAAAAGGAAAAGGGUUGACAAGAGUGUUAAGGAUAAAAAGGUUAAGAUGGCGUAUGCAGACAGAGUGAUAUGUGAAGAUGUAAAUUUGCAAAGGCUUAGGCCCUUCAUCACAGAAAUUGAUUCAGAGCACCUAAGAGUUUUAGAAGAAUAUGAAGUAAGCAGGGGUGUAUUUGGAAAUCUAAGUUUAAGGGAAAAUGUGGAUGGUGUGUUUUAUGAUGAGAUGAUGAAUCAAGAUCAUUCAAAAGAUAGAUCAGUUGAGGAGAGUUGUGGGAUUAUUGAAAGUAUGGUAGGAAGGUUGGUUGAGCAGAAAAAGGUUGUAGAGGCAAGUAGUUUGAUGUGUAUGGAAACGCAUCCGAAUAAUGAUAAGAUGAAGGCAGCGAUUAAGAAGGUUGUUGACAUAUUUAAUGGGACAACACUAAAAGCUUUAAUUGCUGAUGGGCAUGAAGAUAGAAUGGAGGUUGAUGGUACGAGUGUGAAUGCAACAGAAGGAGAAAAAUCAGCUGAGGAUAUGGACCUAAUGAUUACCAAUUUGACCAACAAGAUGGGGAAGGAUUUACUUAGUGGACCAAAAGUUUAUUCUGAUUCGAAUGUGGAUGCUUCAGAUUAG
This is a messenger RNA of Lactuca virosa, 765 nucleotides long. Lineage: Eukaryota; Viridiplantae; Streptophyta; Magnoliopsida; Asterales; Asteraceae. The record is from the annotation of a GenBank genome assembly.